GUUAAAACAGUGAGAAAUUCCAUGAUUUAUAACGAGGGAGAGAUGCAUCGUGUUCCGUAUCUGGAGCCGAGAUGUUUUUAUGUGCUUUUGGACUGAAUCGUAUCUAAAUCCAACAAGGGCCUCGUUUUACGUCAUACAUCCGACAGCAUCUCCUCCAUUCCUCGGUGAAGAUGCGGUGGUUGUUAGUUGGUAGAUCAAGGAGGAAGCCGGUGUCACUCCACUGCCUUCUCAUCGCGUCUGCAACUUUCACCGGUAUCGGCAUCUUAUUCCUCACUCUCCGUUCUCUCGACGAUCCGACUCCGUCAUCAUUCACCACACACCACUUCACUACCACCGUCACUCAACCGGAAGAUGAAAAGCAAAUUACAAAAACCAAAGGAUGCGCUACGGUGGAAGAGAUGGGCGAUGAUUUCCGAGGUGGAUUUCUUGAGCAGAGUCUCCGCGUUAGAAAUAUCAUUCAACGUCACUUCGAUCUUAACGGUGCUGCUAGAAUCCGAAGUCUUCCACCAGAGGAAUUCUGCAGACAAAGAUUUGUGAUCGCAAAAGCAUCAGAAGCAGGUUUUGGAAACGAAAUGUACAAGAUUCUAACAGCAGCAGCAUUGAGUGUAAUCUUGAACCGAUCACUGAUAAUUGGACAAACCAGGGGAAAAUAUCCUUUUGGGGAGUACAUAUCGUAUACCAAUACUUCUUUCACCCUGAAUGAAGUCAAACAUCUAUGGAGACAAAAUGGAUGUUUGACCACUUACGGGAAGCAUUUGGUUAUGAGAAUUGAUGAUUUUCAAAGGCCAUUAAAGACAAAUGUUCUUUGUAGCAAUUGGAGGGAGUGGGAAGAGCCUAUAAUAUGGUUUCAGAAUACUACAGAUGCAGUGGCAGCUCAGUUUUUUCUAAAGAAUGUUCAUGUUGAGAUGAGAAAGGCUGCUUCUGAGCUCUUUGGGCAACCUGAAAACACUCAUAGGCCUAAUGUGUUUGGGGAGUUGAUGAGAAUUCUCAUAUCUCCUACAGAAAAAGUAAAGCAAGCUGUUGAUUUGGUUCUUGGUGGAGGGUUGGAUCCUGAUAUUACAUUGCAUAUGAGGAUGCUUAUGAACAGGUCUGUGAGAGCAUUACAAGCAGCAUUGGAUUGUACAAGAAAAGUGAUGCAGAAUGCACAAUUAGGUUCCAGACCUAGGUUGGUUUUAGUUUCAGAUACUCCCUCAUUGGUGGAGGAUGUGAAAUUAAAUUUUGAUAGUUUUGCAGAGGUUGUUCAUUUUGACUAUGAAAGUUAUGAUGGAGAAUUAAGUGGCCAAAACCGUUUGCAUAAUUUAAAUUUUAGGACAAAGGAUUGGGGACCCGCACCCAGAUGGGUUGCGUUUGUCGACUUUUUUCUUGCAUCACGUGCCAGGCAAGCGGUAAUUUCUGGGGCCCACAGACGUGUUGGGACAACCUACGUACAGUUGAUUGCUGCUUUAGCCGCUGCAAAUUCAGCUGAUAAUGUUGGUGGUAAUUCGAGUUUCUCAUUCUUCAGUAGUUUUCAGAGUACUCUAAUUUCAGAAGGAUUGAGUAAUCAGGUAGGUUGGGGGCAUAUUUGGAAUAGAUUUUCAGGUCCCUUAAGUUGUGGAAACCAAACGAAUCAAUGUGCUUACACACCAUUGUUACCUUCUGCGUGGUGGGAUGGUUUGUGGCAAUCGCCUACUCUUCGGGAUAUCCGUAAAAUGGAAGCUUAUGGCAUUCGAUUAUCGGGAUUUGGUACAGUUGAUGAAAAUCAACUUCUUUCUUUUUGUAACACUAGGAAAGAAUUUGGGAAAUUCGUUACCCUUGUAUAAAUGUAUUUUUUUUCAAGUUUAAUGAAAAGUGACAUCACGAUAUUUGAUUUA
This is a messenger RNA of Lactuca sativa (garden lettuce), 1850 nucleotides long. RefSeq lists its product as uncharacterized. The record is from RefSeq and is a predicted model, not a curated record. Lineage: Eukaryota; Viridiplantae; Streptophyta; Magnoliopsida; Asterales; Asteraceae.